Molecule: messenger RNA, 2925 nt
Organism: Vanderwaltozyma polyspora DSM 70294
Lineage: Eukaryota; Fungi; Ascomycota; Saccharomycetes; Saccharomycetales; Saccharomycetaceae
Gene: NUP100
Product: FG-nucleoporin NUP100
Exons: 1
Coding region: 1-2925 (974 amino acids)
Biological process (GO): protein import into nucleus; post-transcriptional tethering of RNA polymerase II gene DNA at nuclear periphery; RNA export from nucleus
Cellular component (GO): nuclear pore cytoplasmic filaments; nuclear pore
Molecular function (GO): structural constituent of nuclear pore
Source: RefSeq, a predicted model, not a curated record
AUGUUUAACGCCAACCGAGGAGCUUUCUCCUCUUCACAACCUUUUGGCUCAACAGCUAAUAAUAAUAGUUCGCCUUUUGGGAACCAGCAACAGCAGCAGCAGCAGCAGAAUAAUAGCAUUGCCAAUCCACAGACCCAAUCAGGCUUCGGUGGGUUUAACUCGAUGAAUAACAACCAAAACCCAAAUACAAACACAAAUACAAAUUCAAUGUUCGGAGCUUCGUCUAAUCAAAAUCAAACUUUUGGUAAUACCAACACUAAUAAUAAUACUGCAUUUGGCCAAACUUUCGGUAACAACAACAACAACACCAGUAACAAUGCAUUCGGUUCCGGGUUUGGAUCAAACACUAACUCAAAUAACACCCCAUUUGGAAUGAAUAAACCGGCAUCUUCCGGUGGCAUGUUUGGUCAAAGCAAUAACCUUUCUGCAUUCGGUCAAACCCAAAAUAACAAUGCUUUCAACACUAUGAAUAACAAUCAGCAACAGUCUACCGGUGGUCUAUUCGGCCAAGCAAAUAACCAGCAACAGUCCGCUGGGAUGUUUGGUCAAAACAAUACAAGCCAGCAAAACACUGGUGGUAUGUUUGGUCAAAAUAAUGCAAACCAACAACCUGGCGGUGGUAUGUUUGCUCAAGGCACUAAUCAACAACAAGGUGGGUUGUUUGGCCAAAAUAACACCAACCAACAGACUACUGGUGGGUUAUUCGGACAGUCUAACACAAAUCAACAACCUGGAGGUAUGUUUGGUCAGAACAAUUCGAACCAGCAACCUACUGGUGGUAUGUUUGGCCAAAAUAAUACAAACCAACAACCUGGCGGUGGUAUUUUUGGUAAAACAAAUGAGCAACAGAAGCCUGGUGGGUUCUUUGGGCAAAACUCAAUGAAUAAUAUGAAUCAAUCAAAACCAAUGUUUGGUCAAGCCAAUACCAAUGCCUCCCCGUUUGGCUCUAACGCCCAACAAACUAAUAGUGGUGGUAUUUUCGGCCAAAGUAACGCAAACCAGCAAUCUAGCGGUGGCAUGUUUGGUCAAAGUACUAAUCAACAACCAGCUGGAUUGUUUGGCCAAAAUAACACCAACCAACAGACUACUGGUGGGUUAUUCGGUCAGUCUAACACAAAUCAACAACCCGGAGGUAUGUUUGGUCAGAACAAUUCGAACCAGCAACCUACUGGUGGUCUUUUUGGUGCAAAGCCAGCUACUACUUUGAACUCUCCAUUUGGUAAUAACCAACAAACUCAACCUGGUGGAUUAUUUGGCGCCAAUACAAAUAAUAAUAAUAUAAAUCAACAACAACCUUCAGCUGGUGGUUUAUUCGGUAACAAUUCUAACACUCAACAACAAUCCACUGGCGGUUUGUUCGGAUCAAAACCUGCUGGUUUACAAACUGGUGGUUCAUUUGGAACUACAAAUACAUUGAAUCAGACAAACAAUACUGCAAAUACAGCGGCACCUGGACUUUUCCUUGGUUCUAAUAAUAAUACAGCCAACAAAACUGGUUCUCUAGGAAAUGGAGGAUUAUUUGGGAGCAAUAACGCUGCAACAACUACAACUAACACAGGAUUAUUUGGUUCAAAUGCUAAUACUUCAACUUCUACAAAUAGUGGAGGGUUAUUUGGUUCUGCUCCAAAACCUGAAAGCGCUGGUACUUCAUUAUUUGGCAACAACACUACAGGUUCAUCAACUGCUGGAAAUGGUGGUCUAUUUGGAUCCAAACCUACGGGAACUACUAUGGGUACAGGUAAUACAACUGGAGGUCUGUUCAGUAACAACACCACAACUGGAUUCAAUACUAUGGCACCAAAGGCCACCACUGGAGGGCUAUUUGGUUCUAUGAAUAAUUCACAAGCAUCAAAUCAACAAAAUCAGCAGUUAGCAUUUGGACAAUCAUCAUCUCAGCCUCAACAGGGCUCAAACGCUUACGGUAUAACUGAUUUAUUCACUAGAGUUUCCGUACCAAGUUCAAUUACACAAGUUAGUAAACCUAGCGCUACAAAAAUUAAUGCAGAUGUUAAGAUGGGAGCAAGUUUGACAUCCGCGUACAGAUCUAUUCCAAAGCCUCUAUUUUCCGUGAAGUCAUUAACUUCUAAUUCAUUAACAGUUAGCACGGCCAAUCAGGAACAAUCAUUGUUAGAUUCUAAUGAGAGUUCUACUUUGGAUGGUUCAGGAGCUUUCAUUUGCGAAACAGAUGAUAUGUUUCAAAGUUCAGCAAAGUUAUUAUUUAAUCCUGAUAAAAUGAGUUUUAAAACGCUCAUCGAAAAACAAAAAAAGUCUGUUAACGAACAAGAAGCUGAAUCUAGUAUCGAAGUUAGUAACAUUACUAGCCAAUCUGCAAUCCCGCAAUCAGCCGAAUCUAUAAAAGCAAUUGGUUUUGAUGAUAAAAUGACUACCGAUAAUGAGACUGAUAGUAUUGUAAAAGAAAAAGAAGCUCAAUUAAUGAAGUUAACAAAACAAUAUGGAAUAAUUAACGAUGAUAUCACAUUUACUGACGAUAAUUACUAUAUUUCCCCUUCAUUGGAAACAUUGAGUUCCGUAGGUUUGAUAAAGCUAAGAAAAGUAAAUGGAUUAACUAUCGGUCACAGAGAUUUCGGUAAAAUUGAUUUCUUAGAAACUGUUGAUCUUUCAAAUGUCUCAUUAGCUUCUCUCUGUGGCAAUAUAGUUGUGUUUGAGAAUAAAAAUUGUGCUUUAUAUCCAACAUCUUCUUACAAACCUAAGGAAGGGGAGGGCAUUAAUGUCCGUGCAAGAAUUACUUUAUACAAGUGUUAUCCAGUUGAUAAAUCUACCAGACAACCUAUUAAAGAUGAAUCACACCCAUUGUUGAAGAGACAUAUUGAACAAUUGUCCAAUAAAGAAGGAACUGAAUUUGUCAGUUAUGACUCUGUAACAGGUAACUAUGUUUUUAUAACUGGUUCCCCUGUACGAAACUAA